Cajanus cajan (pigeon pea) is the source of this 2789-nucleotide messenger RNA. Its product is annotated as protein kinase STUNTED. Gene Ontology annotation, molecular function: protein kinase activity; ATP binding. Gene Ontology annotation, biological process: protein phosphorylation. Lineage: Eukaryota; Viridiplantae; Streptophyta; Magnoliopsida; Fabales; Fabaceae. The record is from RefSeq and is a predicted model, not a curated record.
CAAUCGUUACAAUAAUAAUCAUCAUCUUUGCACUCAAUUUCGUGGCCUUUCUUUUUUCCACUUCGCACGAGCCUCCAAACCAAACCAAACUUUGUUCCAACUUCCUCAAACUUUUCUGUCACUCUCAUGACUCAUAAUAGAACUGCAUCACCGACAACAAAAGGACAACGGUAAUCAGUGGAACAUGAAAAUGCAGCAAUUUGCCACCGCCGGAGAACCCAGCCACGGCGGCUCCGAUGCCCGCACGGUGGUGGUGGGAGUGAAGAUGGACUCCCACAGUAGGGAGUUGCUCACUUGGGCUUUGUUCAAACUUGCUCAGCCUGGUGAUGUUGUGCUUGCUCUUCAUGUUCUUGGGAAUGAUGAAAUCGUGAAUCGAGAAGGAAAAUCCUCUUUGUUUUCGCUUGUCAAAGCAUUUGAGUCUGUUCUUGCCGUUUAUGAAGGAUUCUGCGAUUUGAAACAGGUGGAUCUUAAGCUCAAAAUAUGUCGGGGUUCGUCAGUGAAGAAAAUUUUGGUUCGAGAAGCGGAUGCUUGUUCCGCAACACACAUCCUAGUUGGAACACCUCAUGGUCUUAGUAGAAUUCGGCCAUGUAUAUCUGUGGCAAAGUACUGUGCUAAGAAGUUACCAAAGGAUUGUUGGGUUCUUGCGGUUAAUAAUGGGAAAGUUGUUUUCAAGAGAGAUGGGUCACCCGCAACUCGUGCUGACAUAAAAGGGCUUAAUCAUCAGGAUCACAAAAAUGGGUUGCUUGGUACACUCAGCAAGAGUUCACAAGUGCUAGAUGUUGAUGGUACAGUGAUGAAUGGAAAGGGUGGUGGCCAAUUUUCGGAUCACAGUUUAGCUAAGGCUUUUCUGGACUCAAAAGAGUUCAAGGGGAAGAAGGGGUGCUUUAUUUGUGCUUCAACUCCAGCAUUGUUUGAUUCAACUUGUAAGAAUUCAGAAGAAGAGUCUUGUGGUGAAGUUGAGGAGAAGAAUCCUUUGGCAAUAGUGCCUGUGCAGACCAAUGGUGCUGCUUCUAAAGCUGGUUGGCCACUGCUUCAUAGGAAAAUUGUAUCUGACGGGAAAUGCCCUGAAAGAUCAGUGUUGCGCCAGAUCUCUGUGGUACAAUGGGCAAUGCAGUUACCCUCUAGAAAUAUUUCAUAUACUGCACAUCAUGACCAUAAAACAUAUCAUUUUGACCGGGAUAAGGAUCGGUUUUCGGGUCUAGACAGCAAUUGUGGUGCUCUUGUUCCUGUGAAUGCUGAAAUAGGGACUGUUUCUUUGCCUGAACACAAUUCAAGAAGCAUUCCUAAGGAAUUGGUGGGCCUUCAUGAGAAAUACUCAUCCACUUGCACAUUGUUUAAGUACCAAGAGCUUGUAUCGGCAACAUCAAAUUUCUUGCCUGAAAAUUUGAUUGGGAAAGGAGGAAGCAGUGAGGUUUAUAGAGGCUGCCUUCCUGAUGGCAAGCAACUUGCCGUUAAGAUCUUAAAGCCAUCUGAGGAAGUUUUGAAGGAGUUUGUUCUAGAAAUAGAAAUUAUCACUACCUUGCAUCACAAAAACAUUAUUUCCCUCCUUGGGUUCUGCUUUGAGGAUGGCAAUCUUCUUUUGGUCUAUGAUUUCUUAUCAAGAGGAAGCCUUGAAGAGAACCUCUAUGGUAAUAAGAAAAUUCCACUUGUGUUUGGUUGGACUGAGAGAUACAAGGUGGCAAUGGGUGUUGCUGAGGCUUUGGAGUAUCUGCAUGAUAAUGAAGGCCAAUCUGUGAUCCAUCGCGAUGUAAAAUCAUCAAAUGUUCUGUUAUCUGAGGAUUUUGAACCCCAGCUCUCUGACUUUGGACUUGCUAAAUGGGCAUCAACCUCUUCAUCACACAUAAUCUGCACAGAUGUUGCUGGAACCUUUGGUUACAUGGCUCCGGAGUACUUCAUGUAUGGUAAAGUAACUGAGAAGAUUGAUGUCUAUGCAUUUGGUGUUGUGCUUCUUGAGCUUCUUUCAGGGAGAAAGCCCAUAAGUGGUGAUUAUCCCAAGGGUCAAGAGAGCCUUGUCAUGUGGGCAAGUCCAAUUCUAAACAGUGGGAAGGCGUCACAAUUGUUAGAUCCUAGUUUGGGUGAUAACUAUGAUCAUGAAGAAAUGGAAAGGGUGGUCUUGGCAGCCACACUUUGUAUCAGACGUGCUCCAAGAGCUAGGCCUCAAAUCAGCCUUAUCUCUAAGCUCCUUGGAGGUGAUGCUGAUGUAAUCAAGUGGGCAAGACUAGAAGUCAAUGCUACGGAAGCACCAGAAAUGCUUGAUGAUGAAACUUGUCCACCUUCAAUUCUGCAGUCACAUCUUAACCUUGCAUUGCUUGAUGUGGAGGAUGACUUGCUCUCCAUGUGCAGUGUUGACCAACAUGUCUCAUUGGAGGACUACCUGAGAGGCAGGUGGAGCCGUUCUUCAAGCUUUGAUUAAGCAAAUUGCUAGAACAAGGAUUGUUUUUUUAAAUCUAAACCCUUUGUAGAUAGUUUUGAUGUGGUUCAUGUUCCACCAUCUAUGGCAUUGGCUGUGGAUAUUUAUAGAUAUGGGUUUAGGAUGAGAGGUUGUUUGUGUGUGCCCUCCUCCUUCCCUUCACUGUCAAGGAAACUAUGCCCUGUAAUUUGGAAGGCUAGUUACCCUUUCUCGUUCUACUUUAACUGGUGCCACUUUUAAUCCUUAAUCUCAAUUUGAUACAGUUUAAUAUGUAACGGUACGAAAAAUAAAAGAUGCAAAAGGUGUAUCUUAAAACUACAUAAUGGUCACUGUUCUCAUGCAUUUUAAUAAAGUUAAUGGAAAUUUCUUGUCUGGUGUU